This is a messenger RNA of Hordeum vulgare subsp. vulgare (domesticated barley), 893 nucleotides long. Its product is annotated as histone H2A.1-like. The record is from RefSeq and is a predicted model, not a curated record. The coding region runs from base 101 to 760 and encodes 219 amino acids. Gene Ontology annotation, cellular component: nucleosome. Gene Ontology annotation, molecular function: protein heterodimerization activity; DNA binding; RNA binding. NCBI's taxonomy places the organism in Eukaryota, Viridiplantae, Streptophyta, Magnoliopsida, Poales, Poaceae. The transcript is spliced from 5 exons.
CCACCAAAUUCCAACAAGUUCCGAGCGGAGCAACCCCAUCCACCGCCGCCGCCGCCCACCACAUUCCGAGAGCUUCCAGUUCGCCGGAGGGGUCGGAGCGAUGGCCGGCAGGAAGGGCGGCGAGAGGAAGAAGGCGGUGACCCGCUCCGUCAAGGCCGGCCUCCAGUUCCCCGUCGGCCGCAUCGGGCGCUUCCUCAAGAAGGGCCGCUACGCGCAGCGCGUCGGCUCCGGCGCCCCCGUCUACCUCGCCGCCGUCCUCGAGUACCUCGCCGCCGAGGUGCUGGAGCUCGCCGGGAACGCCGCCAAGGACAACAAGAAGAGCCGGAUCGUGCCGCGCCACCUGCUCCUCGCCAUCCGCAACGACCAGGAGCUCGGGAGGCUGCUCGCCGGCGUCACCAUCGCGCACGGCGGCGUGCUGCCCAACAUCAACCCCGUGCUGCUCCCCAAGAAGGCCCUCGAGAAGGCUGAGAAGGCCGAGAAGGAGUCCAAUUCUUCAGGUCUGUCCUAUGACACCAAUGAAGUCGCUCUCAAAGACGCGUUCUCUCAGCACGGCAAUGUCAUCCAAGUGAAAGUGAUAUGCCAUCCUGUGACCGGGAGAUCCAAAGGGUACGGCUUCGUCAAGUUCUCUUCAGAAAGUGAAGCAGACACGGCAUUGGAGAAGAUGAACGAUGAGGUGCUUGAUGGAAAGACCAUACGGGUGGAUUAUGCAAACGUCGGACGAUCUGCUGCUGUUUCUGCUGCUGGUACUGCAGAUGAGUAAUUUGGUUAUCCUGAAUCUGUGAUGUUAGAUGGAGCCCUGGACAUGUACUCUGUAUAUCAGAGCGAUCACCAGUAUAUAUUUUAAGUUCAGUCUUAUGACCAGCUUUAAAUAAACCGGCCUUCAGAUUUGUUUA